Messenger RNA from Pipistrellus nathusii (Nathusius's pipistrelle), 3261 nucleotides. The record is from the annotation of a GenBank genome assembly. NCBI's taxonomy places the organism in Eukaryota, Metazoa, Chordata, Mammalia, Chiroptera, Vespertilionidae.
AUGGAGAUGGCAGAGGCAGAACUGCACAAGGAAAGGCUGCAAGCCAUCGCCGAGAAAAGAAAGAGGCAGACUGAAAUAGAAGGCAAGCGACAGGAGCUCGACGAGCAGAUACUUCUGCUGCAGCACUGCAAGUCCAAAUUGCUUCGGGAAAAAUGGCUGCUGCAGGGCAUGCCGGCUGGAACUGCGGAAGAGGAGGAAGCCAGGAGGCUGCAGUCUGAGGAGGAUGAAUUCAGAGUCAAACAACUUGAAGAUAACAUUCAGAGGCUGGAGCAGGAAAUCCAAGCGCUAGAAAGCGAAGAAUCCCAGAUAUCCGCCAAAGAGCAGAUCAUCCUAGAGAAACUAAAGGAGACAGAAAAAUCCUUCAAGGACUUUCAAAAGAGCUUCUCCGGUGCGGAUGGAGAUGCAGUAAAUUGCAUUUCCUCCCAGCUCCCCAACCUGCCAACCCUCUAUUCACGAACAGCAGAACCGUCACCUGGGCAGGACGGGACCAGCAGAGCAGCUGGAGCCGGGUGGGAGAACGUGCUGCUGAAGGGCGACGAGGCAGCCUCCGAAGCCACAGAAGCAUCCAGCGCAGACAUGACAAUCAAGAAGCCUCCCCAGCUCUCCGAGGAUGAUAUCCGGCUGAGCCACGAGAGGGACCACUGUAGUGCCAACCCCCUGGACGCUGUGAUCAGCCCUCUCCCCUCCAAUCACAAAAACAUGGAAAUUGAGGUCUCCGUGGCAGAAUGUAAAAGCGUUCCCGGAAUCACCUCCGCGCCACAUUCCAUGGACCCCCCCUCCCCUUUCUACGCGCCCCCCCACAAUGGCCUCCUCGCGGAUCACCACGAGUCUCUGGAUAACGACGUGGCCAGUGAGAUCCGCUAUCUAGACGAGGUGCUGGAGGCCAACUGCUGCGACUCCUCUGCGGACGGACCUUACAACGGCACGUCCUCCCCGGAGCCCGGCGCCGCCGUCCUGGUGGGCAGCCCGAGCCCACCUGCCCACACGGCCAUCCAGCCGGAACCCACGGAGAGAGCUGCCCGCAGGCAGGUGCCUCCUCACAUCGAGCUCAGCAAGAGCAACUCGGACACCAUGGCGGAGGGCGAGAGAGCCAACGGCCUCUCCCCGGACCAGCCCAGAGAGCUGCUGGGGGACAGCCUGCAGGCGCCCGCGAGCCCCAGCUCCUCCACCAGCUCGUGGUGCUCCUCCCGGGAUGGCGAGUUCACGCUCACCACGCUGAAGAAGGAGGCCAAGUUCGAGCUGCGCGCCUUCCACGAGGACAAGAAGCCCUCCAAGCUCUUCGAGGACGACGAGAAGGAACAGUACUGCGUCCGGAAAGUGAGGCCCACGGAGGAGAUCCUGGAGCUGGAGAAGGAGAGGCGGGAGCUCAUCCGGAGCCAGGCCAUGAAGAAGAACCCGGGCAUCGCGGCCAAGUGGUGGAACCCGCCCCAGGAGAAGUCCAUCGAGGAGCAGCUGGACGAGGAGCAUCUGGAGUCGCACAAGAAGUACAAGGAGCGCAAGGAGCGCCGGGCGCAGCAGGAGCAGCUGCUGAUGCAGCAGCAGCCCCCGCUGCCGCCGCUCUGCGGGGCCCCCGCCUCCCCCCGGGAGCCUUCCGGCACGGCCACCAAGACCAAGGAGGACAUUGUCACCGAGCAGAUCGACUUCUCUGCUGCCCGCAAGCAAUUCCAGCUCAUGGAGAAUUCCAGGCAGCCCUUGGCCAAGGGCCAGAGCAACCCCAGGCUCUUCUCCAUCAAGCCAUUCUACAGGCCCCUGGGUUCCGUCAACUCAGACAAGCCACCGACCAUCUCGAGGCCAGCUUCCCUCGGGGGUCCCGCAGAAGACGGGGGCACCUCGGCGGCCAAGGGGCAGAAGGCCCCCGGUGCCCAGGAGAGUCAGCCUCCGGGCGGAGGCCACGGCGGCGCCACGCCUCCGGGGAAGGAAGGGCCCUACAGCGAGCCCUCCAAGCAUGGCCCCCUGUCCAAACUGUGGGCCGAGGACGGAGAAUUCACCAGCGCCAGGGCCGUCCUCACCGUGGUCAAGGAUGAUGACCCUGGGAUUUUGGAUCAGUUCUCGAGGUCUGUUAACGUCUCUCUGACCCAGGAGGAGCUCGACUCUGGCUUGGAGGAGCUGUCCGUGAGGUCCCAGGACACCACUGUCCUGGAGACCCUGUCCAAUGACUUCAGCAUGGACAACAUCAGCGACAGCGGGGCCUCCAACGAGACGGCCAACGCCCUCCAGGAGAACUCGCUGGCUGAUUUCUCUCUGCCCCAGACCCCCCAAACGGACAACCCCUCUGAAGGCCGAGGAGAAGGUGUGUCCAAGUCAUUCAGCGAUCAUGGUUUCUACUCCCCUUCCUCCACGCUGGGAGACUCUCCGUCGGCCGAGGACCCCUUGGAAUAUCAGGCCGGUCUCCUGGUCCAAAAUGCCAUCCAACAAGCCAUAGCCGAGCAGGUGGAUCGCGCUGGGUCCGGGCCCAGAAAGGGUGGCGCAGAGCAACAGGCAAGGCCCAAAGCGACUCGAGAGGAAGCCGGGACGGGGGCUCCUCGCUCAGAGAAGCCUCAGAGCACGUUUGAACCCCCUCAGGUGUCCUCCCCUGUUCAAGAGAAAAGGGAUGUAUUACCAAAGAUCAUGCCUGCCCAAGACAGGGCGCUCAGGGAACGGGGACCCUCCUCCCCACCGCCCGCCGUGCAGGCCAGCGGCCCCAUCAACAUGGAGGAGACCAGACCAGAAGGGAGCUAUUUCAGCAAGUACUCGGAGGCCGCGGAGCUGAGGAGCACAGCCUCGCUCCUGGCCACUCAGGAGUCUGACGUGAUGGUCGGGCCCUUCAAGCUGAGGUCGAGGAAGCAGCGGACUUUGUCCAUGAUCGAGGAAGAGAUCCGAGCAGCCCAGGAGAGGGAAGAGGAGCUGAAGAGGCAGCGACAGGUCUUGCAGAGUACCCCGAGUUCCAGGGCAAAGAACGCCCUGUCGCUGCCCUCCCGAACCUCAUGCUACAAGACCGCUCCAGGGAAAAUAGAGAAAGUCAGACCUCCUCCAUCCCCCACACCUGAAGGCCCCAGCUCGCAGCCUGACUUAGCCCCCGAAGAGGCUGCCGGAUCACAACGGCCCAAGAAUCUGAUGCAGACCCUCCUGGAAGACUAUGAGACUCACAAAUCUAAAAGGCGCGAGAGAAUGGAUGAUAGUAGUGUCCUUGAGGCCACGCGGGUUAACCGAAGGAAGAGCGCCCUGGCCUUGCGCUGGGAGGCGGGCAUCUAUGCCAACCAGGAGGAGGAGGACAAUGAAUAA